GAGGUUGGCCCCACCAUGGUGGGAGAUGAGCAUUCCGAUCCCAGCCUGAUGAGCUUCCUGGGGGCCACGAAGAGGAACAUGCUGGGGAACCACUUCUGGGAGUAUUAUGUGAACGACGCACCACGGAUAGUCUUGAACAAGCUGGAGAGCUGUGGUUACCGGGUGGUGAGCAUGACAGGUGUGGGCCAGACACUGGUGUGGUGCCUCCACAAGGAAUAG
Molecule: messenger RNA, 219 nt
Organism: Cariama cristata (Red-legged seriema)
Lineage: Eukaryota; Metazoa; Chordata; Aves; Cariamiformes; Cariamidae
Gene: GCHFR
Product: GTP cyclohydrolase I feedback regulator
Exons: 2
Biological process (GO): negative regulation of biosynthetic process
Cellular component (GO): nucleus; cytoplasm
Molecular function (GO): GTP cyclohydrolase binding
Source: RefSeq, a predicted model, not a curated record